Molecule: messenger RNA, 4579 nt
Organism: Calidris pugnax (ruff)
Lineage: Eukaryota; Metazoa; Chordata; Aves; Charadriiformes; Scolopacidae
Gene: TBC1D30
Product: TBC1 domain family member 30
Exons: 13
Coding region: 213-2549 (778 amino acids)
Cellular component (GO): endoplasmic reticulum
Source: RefSeq, a predicted model, not a curated record
UUUUUCUCCCUCCCUUUCUCCUCUCCUUGUCCUCCCUCAUCUCUCCCGCACUUGGACUUCGCUGUCUCUGCACUGCAGAUCCCCGCCAGCCGGGAGAGCCGCCGCCUCCCGGCCCGGCCGGACCCCCCUGCGCCCUCCCCGCCAUGCUGCCCUCCCCGCCGCCCUAGGGACAGCUUUGGGGUACGGGUGGGGGGCGGCGGGCCGGGGCUGCCAUGCGGCAGGACAGGCUGACGGGCUCGCUGCGGCGGGGCGGGCGAUGCCUGAAGCGGCAGAGCUCGGGCGGCGGCGUAGGGACCAUCCUCAGCAACGUCCUCAAGAAGCGCAGCUGCAUCUCCCGGACGGCGCCGCGCCUGCUCUGCACCUUGGAGCCAGGGGUUGAUACAAAAUUGAAAUUCACUCUUGAACCAUCUUUAGGUCAAAAUGGCUUUCAGCAGUGGCAUGAUGCACUCAAAGCAGUGGCCAGAUUGCCGACAGGCAUACCGAAAGAAUGGCGGAGAAAGGUUUGGCUGACCCUAGCUGAUCAGUACUUACACAGUAUAGCCAUUGACUGGGAUAAAACCAUGCGUUUCACGUUCAAUGAAAGAAGUAAUCCUGAUGAUGACUCUAUGGGCAUCCAGAUAGUGAAGGACCUUCACCGAACUGGUUGCAGUUCUUACUGUGGCCAGGAGGCAGAGCAAGACCGAGUGGUAUUAAAACGCGUUUUGCUGGCGUAUGCUAGGUGGAAUAAAUCUGUUGGCUACUGUCAAGGAUUUAACAUACUAGCUGCACUUAUUCUGGAAGUAAUGGAGGGCAAUGAAGGGGAUGCCCUGAAAAUCAUGAUUUACCUAAUUGAUAAGGUGCUUCCUGAUAGCUAUUUUGUCAAUAAUCUCCGUGCUCUCUCUGUGGAUAUGGCUGUUUUCCGAGAUCUUUUAAGAAUGAAGCUUCCUGAACUGUCCCAGCACUUAGACACCCUGCAAAGAGCUGCUAACAGAGAAAGUGGAGGAGGAUAUGAACCCCCACUUACAAAUGUCUUCACGAUGCAGUGGUUUCUAACCCUCUUUGCCACUUGUCUGCCUAACCAUACAGUUCUGAAGAUCUGGGAUUCAGUAUUCUUUGAAGGCUCUGAAAUUAUACUGAGAGUGGCUUUGGCUAUCUGGGCAAAGUUAGGAGAGCAAAUAGAGUGUUGUGAAACUGCAGAUGAGUUUUACAGUACCAUGGGCAAGCUGACCCAGGAGAUGCUGGAAGACAGUCUGAUUGACAGCAAUGAACUCAUGCAGACUGUUUAUACCAUGGCUCAGUUUCCCUUCCCUCAGCUGGCAGAAUUAAGGGAGAAGUACACAUACAACAUUACUCCUUUCCCUGCAGCAGUUAAAUCAACUUCACUUUCAGGAAGGCUAGGCAGAACCAGAGACAGUGAUGAGGAGAAUGACCUAGAUGAUGAAGACUCAAUUGCCAAUGCAAUUGGCUGUCUUGGACCAUUGAGUGGGUUUUUGGCACCAGAGCUUCAAAAAUACCAAAAACAGAUGAAAGAUCAGAAUGAAGAACAAAGUCUGGGUUCCAGUAACAUUGCAGAAUUAAGUCCAGGAGCGAUAGACUCUUGCCGAAGCGAGUAUCACGCUGCUUUUAACAGCAUGAUGAUGGAGCGUAUGACCACUGAUAUUAAUGCACUGAAAAAGCAAUACUCCAGGAUAAAGAAGAAGCAGCAACAGCAGGUUCACCAUGUCUAUAUCAGAGCAGGAUCUGAAGAUGACGAUCCUGGGAUUUUUUUAGGUCCCAGGGACCAGCUGAACAAUGACAAAGGGCCAGUUACCAGCCUCCUCCCUUCUCAGGUGAACCAUUCCCCGGUGAUAAACCACCUGCUUUUAGGAAAGAAGAUGAAACUGAAUAACAAGUCUCUCAAAAACGCUGUUAUUCAUAUCCCGAGUCACGCUACGGGGAAGAUGUCUCCCAUUCCCCAAGACGAUCUUAAAACCAAACUGAACUCCCCGUGGCGCACUCACAUCCGGGUUCAUCGAAAGAACAUGGCGAGGGCCAAAGGCCAGCUGGGCUACGGGGAUACCGUAGGCCUGAUAGACGAGCAGAGCGACAGCUGUAAGACAAGUAGUCCUGGUGCAAAGGAGGAGAAUUCCAAACACUCUGACUUUGGAGAAGGAGGUGGUUUGGAUGACAGGACUACUCAGCAAGCGGGCCGGCGGUCGUCUGAGCCAGUCUCUCCGGACAGCAGUACGGCCAUGGCGGCGGUCCAGCUGAAACUGGAAGCUCUGGAGCUCACCUCAGACAGCAAAACCCACACGGAGUCGACACCCCGUGGCUCCAGCCAGCCGCGUUUGUCCGAGUCCUCCAGCUCAUCCAGCGACAGCGGGAACCGGGCUAAAUCUCCCCAGCCCCCCAACACAAAGCCACAAGUCUUCAACCCUUUCCCCAGCGUCAAGCCCCUUCGCAAGUCGGCCACGGCCAGGAAUCUGGGGCUGUACGGCCCCACGGAAAGAACGCCCACUGUCCACUUCCCACAGAUGAGCAGGAGCUUCAGUAAGUCUGUCAGUGGCAACAGCGGGACCAGGAAACGAUGAUGGUGAAACUGCCUGGCGCUGUUUCUGACAGCAACAAAACAAUUUGUAUUGCUUUUUUUUUUUUUUUUUUAAAUAAUAAUGUGUGUAUGUGUCACCCAAAGGGUUUCUAAUCUUUAAGUAAGUAAUGGGGACAAAAGUGAUUACCAGAUGUAUAAAUAUGUGUCUUUGAAAAUUGUGCUCCUGUGGUGUUAUGGGAUAGAUUAGUGAAGAUGCACUCUGGCACCCUGUUGUCGAUUCUGAUGGUUCUGUGGUAAAAUAAACAUUGAUUUGCAGUGUGAAGCAUAGUGUUUCUUUUACUCUAACUUGGACAUGAAAAUCACCGUCUGCCUUUAACCCCUCGGCCCCCACAGCUGCCUCCUGUCUCUUUCAAAGCUUGAAGGACAAGUUGUCUGGUGCGACAGACAGGUGUAACAGUUUUGAUGACUGUUGUGCAGCCACCCCCUUAGACCUCACCAUCACGCUCUGCGAGUAGCCGGAGAAGCCAUGACUAACAGAAGCACAAGCAGCCCCAGCGAUCAAAAAUACCCUUUGGUGUCCGACAUUACCACUUGCCUACCAGGCCAUCUGCCUAGGGACCUUCUUGAGCAGCAUUUUGUGCUUCUCUUCCCACAGCAGUCCCCUCCUGAUAUUGUUUCUAAUAUAAAUGUAAUCAGCAAGCAUGAGGGUAGCAGGCAUAAGUCCAUCCACAACACUGGUUUGCUCCUUUUCUCUUUACAGAUGUACAUACACACAUCUCUAAUACUUACUGCUGGACAGUGGCUGCACUGCAAAAUUAGGAAUUAGGUACAACUAUAUUCAUGUAGUUGUAUGAAUAUUAUGGCAUAUCUUGGCUUCAGUGGAUUUAAAAGCUAUUAUCUUGUAAUUAAAUCAUAUUUGCCAGCUUAGCAGUAGGUAAAAUAUAUGAAUGUUUCAAAGUAGUUUAGGGUUUUAAAUACUAUAUAUAGAGUGAUUAGAUACUUAGGGUGCCACUUAUCAUUAAAAGCCAAUACAUCAGCCGCUGUGUGAGUGGGAUGGACCAAAGGUCUCCAUGGCUUGGUUCUGGUUUGGUGGGAAAGAGCAAUGGCAAAGCGAUAAGCUUGAGUAUAAACUUCUGAAUUAAAAAGCAAAGCUGGUGAAUACCAUAAGACAAGUACUUUAAGUACUUUUUUUUUUUUUCUCUAUACAUUAGGCAGGCAGAGAAACUGAAUGUGAACAAUUCUAUUUCAGGGUUACAAACUCAAGCACUCCAAAAAAUUCAGGUUGCUCUUAAAAAUAUUACAUCUCUGCUGAACUGUAUGUGUUGACUGUGAUUCGUUACCUUAUUGCUUCCAAGUUUCCCAUGACAUGAAAGUGCCAUUAUUUUAAAGUGGAGUAAAAGCAGUAACGAUGUAUGAGCCCCAUUGUAUGUAGUAUUUUACUUCCUCUUUUAAAAUUCUGUGUUAAAUUUGCAAAUUAAUAUAUCAUUGUCUAUUUAUUAAUGUAUCCCAUGACCUAUGGGACGUUAUGUUGGUUUUACUGUAUGCCAUAACUUACAAGCUGUACAAUAUACCCUGUUUAUUGUUGUGGGGACAGGUUUAUUUUGUUGUUGUUUUAUAGGAGUGUAUGCAUAUAAAAUAAUAUACAAGUAUGAACACUAUAAAUAUAAAACAGAUGUAGAUCAGGCCUUGCCCCUGCCUUAUUUUCAGGUUAUAGUAGUAUUGUCACUAAUGAUUAUUUAUAGUGCUACGUAAAUUUAAAAUAAUGUAGAAUUUAGUCACUGAUCAUGGACAAUACGAGAAUUGUUUCUGCCUUGAUUUAGAAGAAAUGGACUUCUCAAAAUUUUACUGUGAAUCAUUCUCCCCAAUUUUCCUUAGCUCCAGUGUAUCAGGCAGCUGUAUACUGAACAACAAACGCUGAAAAAUAAAAGGACUGUCAUUCUGCAGAAACAACUGCAACCUCUCAAGUAUGUGCAUGAAUUUCCAACACGUUAAGAUGGGAUUAAGCAAUGGAAAAUCAGCAAGCUUUGCACAGGUCUGGGGAAAGAAAUGCCAAUAAAAUACUAAUUCUAGUGA